Xyrauchen texanus (razorback sucker) is the source of this 3531-nucleotide messenger RNA. RefSeq names its product tyrosine-protein phosphatase non-receptor type 9-like. The transcript is spliced from 13 exons. The coding region runs from base 648 to 2237 and encodes 529 amino acids. The record is from RefSeq and is a predicted model, not a curated record. Gene Ontology annotation, biological process: protein dephosphorylation. Lineage: Eukaryota; Metazoa; Chordata; Actinopteri; Cypriniformes; Catostomidae. Gene Ontology annotation, molecular function: protein tyrosine phosphatase activity.
UUGAACAGGACCUUGAAGAAAAGUUAUCCGUUGUGCUUCAUAGUAUCACACAGCUAGGCUGAAGUUCUAGUCUUCCGAGUAUGUCUGAAUGAUUUUAACUGAUUAGAUUUAAAGGAAGAGUCACUUAAAGGAUUUUUGCUGCUUGUUCCAUCUACUAACUAAAGCAUUUUGUCACAAAUGGAUUUCAUUGCAUCCUAUCCAUUUCAAUGUAAAAUGGAAGUUUACUUAAUCCAUUUGAGUUUGACUGUAUUAAUACUUUUGUUAUGUUAAUGUCGCAUUGAUGAAACUGGGCAGGGGAUUUCCAUUUCCCAGCAUGCUUUUCAUGUGACUCGAUGGGGAGAGUAAACGUUCAAAUUAAAGCCUAGGCUUCGUUCAGACGCGUGACGCAAAUCUGCACAAGCACUGAACGUGCGCAGCCCAAUUUUUCUAACCAUGCGUCUUUGAACGUGCAGAAUCCGCCUGAAGUUAUUUGCACUAUUUUUGGGUCCACAAGGUGGCAACAGUUACCUUUAUCGCUAGAAGAUGAAGUAAUCGCCGCUUAACAUCAGUGGAUCAAGGCUACUAAGCAGUUUUUGGAGGAGAUCAAUAAAUGGACAUCCCAGCAUGGCGUCUCACCAUUAUCCUGGGAUGUGGCAGUGAAGUUUCUGAUGGCCCGCAAGUUUGACGUCCUGCGAGCCAUCGAGCUUUUCCACAGCUACAGGGAGACUCGUUUGAGAGAGGGAAUAGUCAAACUUCAGCCACACGAGGAGCCGUUACGUUCUGAGCUGCUGAGUGGGAAGUUCACCGUGUUGGGUGUCCGUGACCCGUCUGGAGCAUCCAUCGCCCUGUACACUGCUAAACUGCACCAUCCCAGUAAAACGGGGAACCAUGUAGUUCUGCAGGCCCUGUUUUAUCUUCUGGACCGAGCUGUGGAGAGUUUUGAGACUCAGAGAAACGGACUGGUCUUCAUUUACGACAUGGCUGGAUCCAACUACACUAAUUUUGAACUGGACCUGAGCAAAAAGAUCCUCAACCUGCUCAAGGGUGCAUUCCCAGCACGGCUGAAGAAAGUGCUCAUCCUUGGAGCUCCUGUGUGGUUUAGGGUGCCAUAUAACUUACUGAGCCUGUUACUGAAGGAGAAGCUCAGAGAACGGGUUCAGAUGGUGAAGAUGGCCGACCUGCGGCAACACCUCCCCAGAGACUGUUUACCUGAACACCUGGGCGGCUGUCUGCCUCUGGACGUGCACAGCUGGAACCUGCAGCUGCUGUCUGAGCAGAACGGGCGAGUGGACCCAGUGGACGAGCUGGUGGGGGUUCCCCUGGAGAACACCUCAAUACACGUGCCUGGACCCGAGGGAAUGGGUCUGCCUGAGCUCACGGCACACCUGAACCGGGCCCAGCGCAGCGGAAUCUACCUUGAAUACGAGGAGCUUCGCCGAGAACAACCACCUGGAACAUUCACCUGUGCUUUGGCUCCUCACAAUCAGGAGCGGAAUCGCUAUGGCGACGUGCCGUGCCUCGAUCAAACUCGCGUGCGACUCAAAGCGAGAAGAAACGAGAGAUCAGACUACAUAAACGCCAGCUUCAUGGAUGGAUACAAACAGAAAAAUGCAUAUAUUGGGACACAGGGUCCGCUGGAGAAAACCUAUGGAGAUUUCUGGAGAAUUGUUUGGGAGCAAAGUGUCCUCCUCAUCGUCAUGACAACCAGGAUGGAAGAAGGUGGCAGAAGGAAGUGCGGACAGUACUGGCCCCAAGAGGAGGGCGGUCAGGAGGUGUACGGACACAUCGCUGUGGUCAAUCAUAGAGUGGACAACCAUGCGCAUUACAACCAAACCACACUAGAGCUACACAACACAGAGACAUUUGAACAGAGGCAGGUGACUCACUUCCAGUUCCUCAGCUGGCCUGAUUACGGGGUCCCUUCCUCCGCCGUGUCUCUCAUUGACUUCCUGUGGGCUGUGAAACAUCAGCAGCAGUGGGCAGUCCAGGCUUUCGGGUCGCAGUGGAGGGGUCACCCACUCGGGCCACCCAUGGUGGUUCAUUGCAGUGCUGGAAUCGGCAGGACCGGUACAUUUUGUGCAUUGGAUAUCUGUCUGUCCCAGCUGCAGGAUGUUGGGACUCUAAACGUUUAUCAGACAGUGCGACGGAUGAGAACACAGCGUGCCUUCAGCAUCCAAACACCCGAGCAGUACUAUUUCUGCCACACGGCAAUCCUUGAGCACACCCAGAGACAGGGCCUGCUCUCUGCCAAUCAGUGAGCAACAAGGGCCCCUCUUAGCCAAUCAGAGACAGACAGAGCCAAAUCUCAUCCAAUCAGUGAGAUACAGGUCCUGCUCUAGUCCAAUCAUGAAAGACAGGGCUUGUUUUCUUACCCAUGGGCAGACCAAUCACAAAGACUGCGUCUUUGUCAGUAGCCAAUCAGUUGCCUGAUUUACCGUGUCUGAUCUAAACCAGUUAUUUCAAAAUGAUCUUCUUUUAAAGAUUGGCAGCCUAUAUAGUAACCAUAAAAGACUCUGCUGUAAAGGGACACCUUUAAGUGUUCAGUGGUCUAGCUGUUAUGUAGCUUUCAUUUUUUGUGACUGCAGUUUAUUCAGUGCAUUUUGUCAACAUUUUCAAAAUUCAUGUAUUUCACAAGAAGCUUCAAAUUUGUUUCAACAAAAAAAAAAAAAGUUUAUUUUUCCUGAGAAAUAACUAAAAAUAACAAAAGAUUCACUAUAAAACUUUUAAAGGGAUAGUUCACCCCCAAAAAAUGUAUGGCACCAUUUACUCAUCCUCAUGUUGUUCCAAACCCAGAUUUCUUUCUUGCAUGGAAUGCAAAAUUCACUUGUAUGGACAGAAAAUGCAAUUAAAGUGAAUGGUAACUGAGGUGACUAUUUAGUCUUACAACUGCUUUUGUGUUCCAUGUAUGAAAAAGUCCUACAGGUUUGGAACAACAUGAGUUGUUACAAGUUCCAUUUUUUUACACUUUUUGUACUAGUUUUGUCUGUUAAUAUUGUACUAAUAAUCAGUUUAAAGUUAUAUCUAAAAGCAUGUAAAGUGCAUUUAGAUAAAUUUUUAUUUUGUCUUUACUCCACUGAGUUCAUAUUGAAUUUGGCUGUAGUGAAACAUCUGAAUACACUCCCAAUGAUUCCAGGAUCUGCAGUCUUGCCUUAGUGGGCACAAAAUGUGACCAGUUUUAUUUUUCUAUUAUAACCAAGUUUUAUGUCCUUAAUUAUUACUCUGCUUCCAAAUAUAUACAGUUCAUAAAUUAUAUUUUCUUUUAUAUCCGAUUUAAUCUUUAUAUUUCUUUCUUGUUCAUUAUGUCAGUUAAACUAACCUAUAAUGUCAAUAUCAAUAUGUUUGCAACAGUUCUAUAAGUGAUCAAGUGCUUUUGAGUACUAAGUAGCUAAAGAGCCUUAUUCUGGACAUGUUCGUAUGGAUUGUGAGAGAUGUUUAUGUUGAUGCUGCCUUAGCGGGACACCGCUCUCUCUCAGAAUGACCUGUGCUCAAACUGCAAUGUUAUUUGAGCAAAACCAAAUCAAAAUCAUGUGUUUUAAAGUUUAAUAAAUGGAA